This is a messenger RNA of Ambispora leptoticha, 1162 nucleotides long. Lineage: Eukaryota; Fungi; Glomeromycota; Glomeromycetes; Archaeosporales; Ambisporaceae. The record is from the annotation of a GenBank genome assembly.
UGGUCCUAUUGGUUCUGCUGGUAAAACUGAUGUAGAUCUUAAAGCCGCUAUUAAAAGUUAUCUAGAUACCCCCACGAAUGUUAUUGAUUAUGAGAAUGAAAGUCUUAUCUAUGAAUUAGCUAAUUUCCCGAAUAUUACAAGCAUAGACGCUACUGCUCCUGGUUUUAUUCUAGACGCUGCUAUUAAAGACCGCUAUCGCCAGGCUGUUUCUCUAAAAGAUAAAAUUGAUGCUCUUAACGCUGAAAUUCCUAGUGGUCCUAUUGGUUCUGCUGGUAAAACUGAUGUAGAUCUUAAAGCCGCUAUUAAAAGUUAUCUAGAUAAAGAAGAUGAAGUUGACAAAUAUGAUUUAUUUAUUGCUAAAUUAGUUGAUAGUGCAGAAAUUGAAGGGGUAACUACGGCUGGAACAGAUGGUGAUGCGGCACAGUUAGCAAUUAGAAAGAUUGCAAUUAGUGAUGAUUAUCGUAGUAAAACUUCUCUAAAAGAUAAAAUUGAUGUGAUUUUAAAUCAUUCUUCACUAGUUAAUGAUGCUAAAAUCCGCAGAACUGAUAAUAGUGGUGAUACUGCUGCUACCGGUAAGGAGGUUAAAGCCGCUAUUAAUAAUUUCCUAAACAAUAUAAGUGAAGUUGACAAAUAUGAUUUAUUUAUUAGUAAGUUAGUUGCAACUAAAGCGGUUAAAAAUUACGAAAAUGGUAGUGUUUUAACUGUUUCUGUUCUUGCUGAAGAAAUUAGAAAGAUUGCAAUUAGUGAUGAUUAUCGUAGUAAAACUUCUCUAAAAGAUAAAAUUGAUGUGAUUUUAAAUGCUCCUGAUAUCAAAGGUUCCGAUGGUUAUGCACAAGUAAUUGCUGAUAAUUUAGAUAAUAUUUAUGCCACUGUUGUUGACCCCUUAGAUCUUUACCGAAAUGAUAAUGAUAUUGAGGCUAAAAAUCCAGCAAAUGUUUCUGUUUUAAUAAAAACUAUUGAUAACUUAAAAGAUCCUGCGGGUGCUCCUAGUGAUAAUAGUACGCAAGUACAAGAUGCGGAGCGAGUAAAUGCUUGGUUAAAAAAACGAGAUGAAUUUGUUGCGGCUAAUCCUACUGAUAAGCCCGAUAUUUUAACCGAGUUGGCUUUGGAUAACAUGCGACAAUUAGAUUACGAAAAUUUCAAUCCCGAAGACUUUCUUUGA